GGGAGGCCGAGAGGAGGCGUGGCGUGGGCGGGGCCGACGGUGAGCUGCUGUUGCAGUGUUGGUGCUGGUGCGAUCAAAGCAGAGUGUCCUGCGGCGAGGAGCUUGGGACGGUACGCUAAGAAAGGUGACCAUGGAGAACAACAAAACCUCAGUGGAUUCAAAAUCCAUUAAUAAUUUUGAAGUAAAGACCAUACAUGGAAGCAAGUCAAUGGACUCUGGAAUCUAUCUGGACAGUAGUUACAAAAUGGAUUAUCCUGAAAUGGGCUUAUGUGUAAUAAUUAAUAAUAAGAACUUCCAUAAAAGCACUGGAAUGACAUCUCGCUCUGGUACCGAUGUGGAUGCAGCCAACCUCAGAGAGACAUUCAUGGGCCUGAAGUACGAAGUCAGAAAUAAAAAUGAUCUUACUCGUGAAGAGAUUGUGGAACUGAUGGAUAGUGUUUCUAAGGAAGAUCAUAGCAAGAGGAGUAGUUUUGUUUGUGUGAUUCUAAGCCAUGGUGAUGAAGGAGUGAUUUUUGGAACAAAUGGGCCUAUUGAACUGAAAAAAUUAACUAGUUUCUUCAGAGGCGACUACUGCCGGAGUCUGACCGGAAAGCCGAAACUCUUCAUCAUUCAGGCCUGCCGGGGUACGGAGCUGGACUGCGGCAUUGAGACAGACAGUGGAACUGACGAAGAUAUGGCAUGCCAGAAGAUACCAGUGGAAGCCGACUUCCUGUAUGCUUACUCUACGGCACCCGGUUACUAUUCCUGGAGAAAUUCGAAGGACGGGUCAUGGUUCAUUCAAUCACUCUGCGCCAUGCUGAAGCUCUACGCGCACAAGCUUGAAUUUAUGCACAUUCUCACUCGUGUUAACCGGAAGGUGGCGACGGAAUUUGAGUCCUUCUCCCUGGACUCCACUUUCCAUGCAAAGAAACAGAUCCCGUGUAUUGUGUCUAUGCUCACAAAAGAACUGUACUUUUAUCACUGAAGAAAUGAUUGGGAGUGGGGUGGGGGCCAUGUUUCUGUUUUUUGUUUGUUUGUUUGUUUUUUGGGUUUUUUUUUUUAUUGUUUUUAAUGCCAAAUAAGAAAACUGUCAGGGAGACUUUAUUUCCCUCUCAUUUAAAUCAAAUCUGAUGUUCCACGUGGUCUUUGAACAAUACCACUGCCUAGCAAUGCAGCCACAAUACAGCUACCUCAACAUCAACAUCAGGUAGUUGAAAUGAAAUUUAAUUCGGAUCAAAUAAAUGUCAGUAAUGGUACUACCAUCAUAGAAGAAAUGACAAAGUUUACCCUUUUAUAAUUAUCAAGAUUUGGUGAUACUGUGAAUUUUGAAUAACUAUGAAGCAGUGAAGCUUUCCAGUGAUGAUUUUAUACCCCCUACUCAUGUUAAGAAUGUUAUUCUAGUUUUUGUUAAACAUACAAAUGAUAAUGUCAAGUGAUAUGUCUUAGAACUUGAAUCCAUGAGCAGAGUCAAAGGCUGGAACCUUUGUUUUGGACCUGAUUUAUGGAAAUGAAGAGUUGGACCACCAUAGCAUGCACUAUAGCUACUGGUUUUGUGACAGUUGUCCAGGGCACGUAUUUGUUAUUUAAAAAAAAAAAAAUCAUGUUUUAUUAUUGGAACAAAAAUAACCUGAGUAUUUAUGUGAGAGGAAAACCGUGUGCGAACUUGGUUGGCUUGUUGAAGGCUGCCAUCCAUCAGUAGCGGACAUGAUGGCCAGGUGCUAAGAUCCACCAGCAUUUGUUUCUUACCUAUUCUUCUACAAAUAUCAAACCAGCAAAGUAUCUAAAGAGCGGUUAUGUAACAGCCUCAAACUGUUGACUAUUAGAAUGAAAUUAAGGAAUUCUACAGGAACAUAUCAUAAUCCCAGUUGUCAAACAAAGGAGAGAUGAAAUCUACUGUAAUUGGAGAGAAGAUGGUUUGAGCCAGAGCAGAGAUGUUGGCAGAGUCAUGGGCACAACCUCAGAAAAGGCCUGCCAACUACCACCCCCCACCCCCCGUGAGUACUGGUUUGUGUGAAUGAUGUCCAAGUUACCACGUGAGGGAGUGAACCAGAUCAGAAACUUCUGCACAAGGCUUUCCCAGAGCGCUGAGAGUCUCAAGAGAGUUCACUGAACUCCAUGUACAGAGUCUGUAGCAUGCUGACUUUUCUGUUAAAGUUUACAAUGAAAGGAAACUAAGGGUGAUAUCUGUAUUGUCACUAGAAAUGAAAGAGCCAUAGCACCCAGGACUGGGAAAGCAUCCAUCGAUAGGCCCUGCAGCCCAUGUGGAGAAGCUGCAGACUGGAGCCCAUCCCAGUCAGGGAGACUACUCUGGGCUUCCUUAUCAUGGGGGUGUUGCUCGUUGCUCGCUCUCCCAGCAUUUCACACAAAGGAAGGAAGGAACUCACAUUAUAACUGAUAGAUUCUUGUUUAGACUGGAUUUAUUGUUAACUCUUUCUAAGUAAAUACAGCAUGUGAUUGGUAUUUUAAAGUGUGUUCCCAUGUGACAAUUUUAUAAAAGUUUGUUAUCUUGCAUUUUUAUUUCAAAACAUAAAUUCAGAUUUAAAAUCA
Molecule: messenger RNA, 2526 nt
Organism: Mastomys coucha (southern multimammate mouse)
Lineage: Eukaryota; Metazoa; Chordata; Mammalia; Rodentia; Muridae
Gene: Casp3
Product: caspase 3
Exons: 7
Coding region: 131-964 (277 amino acids)
Biological process (GO): positive regulation of apoptotic process; erythrocyte differentiation; apoptotic process
Cellular component (GO): cytoplasm
Source: RefSeq, a predicted model, not a curated record